GACAAUCCAAUGAUCAUUAGUUUAUUUAAUACAAUGGUUGCAAAAUAUAUGAAAUUAAAAUAAAGUGUUAAACAGAGGAACGUAAACGGAGUUCAAGAGCUAGCCGAACUUUCCGUUGUCAAUAAUACGAUAUUGUUUUACGACUCCUAGGGAAUCAUAAUGUCCCUGUGACGUACUAAUUAUGAGUUGAAGGGAAGAAACAUGCAUGAGGAGGGAGUCUUGAGCUAUAUAUACCCGUUUCUUCCCAAUCAUUGGUGUGUGCCUACUCAUCAUCACUCUUUGGGUUCCUGAAAUCAUAUCCCUAAGAUUAACUAUCAAGCAGUACUCUUUGGGAAAAAAUGGCUUUGACAACUCAAACAACAUUGAUCCUCCUCACACUGUUGGGGUUAUGGGUUUCCCAAGCCACUUCCCGCACGUUGCAUGAAGCUUCCAUGUUGGAGAGGCACGUGGAAUGGAUGGCUCUUUAUGGACGCACUUACAAGGAUAGUGCAGAGAAGGAAAUGCGUUUCAAGCUUUUCAAGCUCAACGUGGAGUUCAUCGAGUCUUUCAACAAUGAUGGAAAUCGGCCUUAUAAGCUAAGCAUCAAUGAAUUUGCUGAUCAAAGUAAUGAAGAAUUCCGGGCCCUUCACAAUGGAUACAAAAGGUCCUCCAAUCUCAGGUCAUUUCCAAUGACACCAUUUAGGUAUGAGAACGUGACUGCAGUGCCAUCUAGCAUUGAUUGGAGAGCAAAAGGAGCCGUCACCGCCAUUAAGGACCAGAAAACAUGUGGAUGCUGCUGGGCAUUUUCUGCUGUUGCAGCCACGGAGGGUAUCACCCAAAUCACAACAGGAAACUUGAUCUCUCUUUCAGAGCAAGAAUUAGUUGAUUGUGACACCAGCGGUGAAGACCAAGGCUGCGAGGGUGGCCUGAUGGAUGAUGCAUUUGAAUUUAUCAUCCAAAACAAAGGCCUUACAACUGAAGUAAAGUACCCAUACAAGGGAGUGGAUGGAACUUGUAACGAUAACAAGGCAGCAUCCCAUGCGGCCACCAUCAAAAGCUAUGAAGAUGUGCCUGCCAACAGUGAGCAAGCACUGCUCAAGGCAGUUGCCAACCAACCAAUUUCUGUCGCCAUUGAUGCGAGUGGCUCUGCUUUUCAGUUUUACUCGAGCGGAGUCUUCACUGGAGAGUGUGGAACAGAACUGGACCAUGGUGUGACUGCAGUUGGUUAUGGGACAACAACCGAUGGGACUAAGUACUGGUUAGUGAAGAAUUCAUGGGGUAACAGUUGGGGUGAAAAGGGAUAUAUUAUAAUGAAGAGAGACAUUGAUGCGCCGGAAGGUCUAUGCGGCAUUGCCAUGGAGUCUUCCUAUCCCGUUGCUUGA
This is a messenger RNA of Juglans regia (Persian walnut), 1361 nucleotides long. Its product is annotated as senescence-specific cysteine protease SAG39-like. The record is from RefSeq and is a predicted model, not a curated record. Gene Ontology annotation, cellular component: lysosome. Gene Ontology annotation, molecular function: cysteine-type endopeptidase activity. Lineage: Eukaryota; Viridiplantae; Streptophyta; Magnoliopsida; Fagales; Juglandaceae. The coding region runs from base 339 to 1361 and encodes 340 amino acids. The transcript is spliced from 2 exons.